This is a messenger RNA of Lasiosphaeria miniovina, 2235 nucleotides long. RefSeq names its product major facilitator superfamily domain-containing protein. Lineage: Eukaryota; Fungi; Ascomycota; Sordariomycetes; Sordariales; Lasiosphaeriaceae. The transcript is spliced from 6 exons. The coding region runs from base 1 to 1743 and encodes 580 amino acids. The record is from RefSeq and is a predicted model, not a curated record. Gene Ontology annotation, molecular function: transmembrane transporter activity. Gene Ontology annotation, cellular component: plasma membrane. Gene Ontology annotation, biological process: transmembrane transport.
AUGACGCUAUCCUACCCAAAUCCGUCGCUGUCGGAAAUGGCGGAGGGCAGUGAAAGGCUGGGGUCGACGGUCGACGAGGCAUCUCAAGAGCAAGCACGGACGCCGAGUCCGUCCAUGAGCACGCCCAUCCGCCGGAUUUUACUAACGGUGAUCAUCCUCUCGGGCCUCAUGUUUUCGUGCCUCGAUACCUCCAUCGUCUCGACUGCCCUCUUUACUAUUUCGGUCGACUUUGACAACUACCAGGACGCUCCGUGGACCAUCCUGGGCUAUCUUCUAACUUAUAUGAGUUUUGCCGUGGGCCUGUCAAAGCUGAGCGACAUCUACGGCCGACGAAACCUCCUCGCCGUCUCCUGGGUACUCUUCUCGGGCUUCUCGAUAUGGUGCGCUCUUGCAGGAAACAUGAAUCAAUUAAUUGCGGCUCGCGCGCUGCAAGGGAUCGGAGGCUCAGGCCUAUAUAGUUUAGCCCAAGUCUGCCUGAUCGAGCAGGGACCCAACCGGCCCGAAGUCGUUGGCGCCUUGGUCGGCAUCACCCUGUCCAUUUCGUACAUCCUGGGUCCGCUUCUCGGAGGCGCAAUCUCGAACUGGACAUGGCGAGGUGUUUUCUGGAUCAAUGUCCCCUUCGGCACGGUGGCUUUGAUAGGAAUCUACACACUCUGGCCCGAAGAACGGCGGAAGAAGUACGACGCCUGGACGGCCAUCUCCAAGAUCGACUUCAUCGGCAACAUGCUGCUCGUCGUGGCGUCAAUCCUGCUGGUUUUUUCCAUCCAGGAGGGCGGAUCAUUUGUCUGGAGUUGGUCCAGCCCGGUCAUAAUAUGGUCUUUGGUUGUGUCUGGUGUGUGCUGGGUGCUUUUGGCCCUCUGGGAGUCGUAUCUCUUUUACGGGAAAUGCCAGGUCAUCCAGCCGAUUUUCCCGCUGCGCUUGGCCAUGGGCCGCGUCUACUUGUCAGGUUUGAUCGUAACCCUCCUCACUGGAUUUGUGUACAUUUCCCUCGUAAUCAAGAUCCCCGAGCGCCUCCAGGUCAUCUACGGCGACAACGCGCUCCAAGCCGGGAUCCACCUCCUGCCGCUGCUCGGCCCCUGUGCCUUUGGCUCGUUUUUGGGCGGGGUCCUCUCAAAGAAGCAAAACCUGACCAGCCAGACGCUCAUGGCGGGCUGCGCCCUGCAGGCGCUCGGCAUCGGCCUGGUAUACGGCCUGGCCCAGCCCGAGUCCCGGCUGCACCUGCUCCUCGGCUUCACGGCCAUCUACGGGCUCGGUGUCGGGCUCUGCUUCUCGGCCUGCACCAUCAUCGCGGCGAUCGAGGCGCGCUUCGCCGACUUCGCCGCCGCUCAGGGUGCCGUCGCGCAGGCCCGCGUCUUCGGCGGCGCGCUCGGCCUCGCCGCGUGCACCAUCGUCUUCAACGAGAAUCUGCGGCGCGCCCUUGGCUCGUCGUCGCCGUCGUCGUCGGGCGGCGGCCUCACCGACGAGCAGCAGCUCGGCCAGAUACAGCACGGACCCGUGGUCUUGGCGCCGCAGGCGUCGGGAGUCGCAGACUCGGUGAUCAGACGGGUGCAUCUAGCGGCGUUCAAGGAAGAGAUGCUCGUCAUGACCGUCUUCGCCGUCGUCGCCGUCGUCGUCAGCCUCGUCACGUACAAGUCCAAGCCCGCCCUCGUCGCCCAGACUAUUGCCCAUCACAAGGAGUCUGCUUCCCGCGCCAGCGAUACCGAGCUCGAGACCACGAGCAGUGUCCGUUCUCUGAUACGCUGAUUAGCCCCUCCCGCCUACCCCUUGUCUUCUCAUUAUUUCUUUUCUCCGCCUUCUGUGGCUGCUGGGAGAUGUAACUUUUUCUUUGGCAUUCCAACUUGGGGAAUUCGUGUAUAAUUUGCCGAGCUUGUGUAUGCCUGUAUGAGGGUCGUUUUUACUUUUGCUCGCAAACUGUUGAGGGACUGUUUGUCUUAUUCUACACUCACCCGGCAACUUAUUAGGAUAGCUUCGUUUUCUUUCUUUAAUUUUCUUUCUGUGGCCGGCGCUUAGUUCCUGCUGAACUUUUUCUUUUUUGGCCUUCUUUUACUGGUCUUAUUCAGUACUGGAAAUCGGCGUCCAUAGUCAGGUGCUGAUUAUUUCGUAGAAUGCAAAUUUUUUUCUUUCUUCUAAUGAUCUGCCUCGCAGAAGUGCAAUCCUACUAUCGUGGGUGCCAAGGUAUUCGUCAUGUGGGUCCUGGCCCAGGUUAGGGGCUUCAGGGGUUGCCUUGCUGCAGGU